AUGAAGUUGCUCACCAUCUCCUUGCUCGCUGGCAUGGCAUCCGCCAGUAAUGGCACGGGCUACACCCAGGAGUCUGAAGUGCCCUACUACGGGUUGAGUCCACCAGUGUAUCCAUCGCCGGAGGGAUCCGGCAACUCGAAUAGCAGAUGGGCCCGCGCCUACGAGCAGGCAAAGCACCUGUCAGCCCAGCUGACAUUGGAGGAGAAAGCAAAUCUCACCCGCGGUUAUACCGGUGCUUGUGUUGGUAACAGUGGGGCGGUGCCUCGUUUGGGUAUACCGUCGCUAUGCUUUGCAGACGCUCCACUUGGAGUUCGAGGACAGGAGUUCGUGUCCUCAUUCCCAGCACAAAUCCAUGUUGCCGCCACCUGGGAUCGCCAGCUCAUGUAUCAGUAUGGUAAAGCUCUAGGUGAUGAAUACCACGACAAGGGAGUCCAUGUCGCCCUUGGACCCGUUGCUGGUCCCCUUGGCCGAAUGGCUCGAGGAGGCCGCAACUGGGAAGGCCUCAGUAAUGAUCCCUACCUCGCCGGGGAGGGUCUGGGAGAGAUUGUUGCCGGCACCCAAGAUGCUGGCGUUAUCGCAACCGUUAAGCACUUUCUGCUGAAUGAGCAAGAAUGGCGACGUAUGCCAAACGAGCUGGGCGAGUCUAUCAGUGCCAACGCAGACGACAGGACAAUCCAUGAGCUUUACCUAUUCCCAUUCAUGAGGGGAAUCAAAGAAGGCGCCGGAGCCGCAAUGUGCGGAUAUAACCGCGUCAAUAACUCGUACGCUUGUCAAAACUCAAAACUGAUGAACGGUCUGUUGAAGACCGAGCUUGGGUUUGAGGGCUUCGUUGUCAGUGAUUGGCAAGGACAACAUUCUGGAGUGGCCUCCGCGAAUGCAGGACUGGACAUAGUCAUGCCGGACGGAGGAUUCUGGGGCAACAAUCUAACCCAGGCGGUCAACAACGGAUCCGUUACGACAACACGAGUCACGGAUAUGGUGACCCGUAUCCUUGCUAGUUGGUACUAUAUGGGCCAGAACGACGCGUUCCCCAAAAAGGCCAUGUAUUCGAACGCCCAAAAGCACGAACCCGUCAAUGUUCAGGGCGAUCAUUCUUCCCUCAUUCGGGAGAUUGGUACUGCCGGUACGGUUUUGGUCAAGAACGUCAACAAUGCUCUGCCGCUCCAGAAGCCAAACUUCGUAUGCGUCUAUGGGUACGACGCAACACUAUCUCAGUCGCCAUGGCAAAACCCGUCUCGUUUUGGUGGUGGCUAUGAGGUCAAUUUCGGCUGGAACACCUUCAACGGUACCAUGAUCAUGGGUGGAGGCUCUGGGUCUGGUGCGCCCCCCUACGUUAUCAGCCCCUUCCAAGCUAUCCAGGAGCGAGUCGUCAAAGACAAGGGAAUCCUCCGUUGGGACUUUGCUUCUGAAAACCCCUCGCCCGCAUACGUCAACGCAGAUGUUGCCCUUGUUUUCAUCAACGCAUAUGCAUCUGAGAGCUUCGACCGCAUCUCCUUGGCGGACACAUUCAGCGACAACCUGGUCAACAAUGUGGCCGCAAACUACUCCAACACCAUUGUCGUAGUACACUCUGCCGGUAUCCGAACCGCUGAGAAUUGGAUUGACCACCCAAAUGUUACGGCUGUCCUCUAUGCUGGACUGCCAGGACAAGAAAGUGGGAACAGCCUCGUCGACAUCUUGUGGGGGGACGAGAGUCCUAGCGGCAAGCUGCCAUACACCAUCGCCAGGAAUCAAUCAGACUAUGGCGCUCUGCUAAACUCAACAGUGUCUUUUGAUGCAUUCCCACAAGACAACUUCACAGAAGGUCUGUUUAUCGACUACAGGUACUUCGACAAGAAUGAAAUCGAACCACUCUUCGAGUUUGGCUUCGGACUGUCUUACACUACUUUCGACUAUGGGAACCUGACGAGCUCACUGGCUUUGAACGCUAGCACUGCUCCGCUGCCGGAUGCUUCCGUUCCUAUAGUCCAAGGCGGGCAUCCAUCCCUGUGGGACACAAUUGCUACAGUGACAUGCACCAUUACCAACAACGGUAGCGUCGCUGCCUCUGAGGUUACUCAGCUAUACAUUGGCAUACCUGGUGAUGAAUUUGAAGUUCCAGUCCGCCAGCUGCGCGGUUUUGAAAGAGUACCUCUGCAGCCUGGGGAUACAAGUACGGUCACCUUCGAUCUGACGAGGCGAGAUCUAAGUGUCUGGGAUCAUAUUGUCCAAAAAUGGCGUUUGCAGCCUGGUACUUACAACGUUACUGUCAGUGCUACUACAAGCCAGAAGUUUGAGCUACUCGACUUUGUGAUGCUUUGGUGGAGAUGA
Messenger RNA from Neoarthrinium moseri, 2310 nucleotides. RefSeq lists its product as uncharacterized. The record is from RefSeq and is a predicted model, not a curated record. The transcript is spliced from 4 exons. Lineage: Eukaryota; Fungi; Ascomycota; Sordariomycetes; Amphisphaeriales; Apiosporaceae. Bases 1 to 2310 code for a protein of 769 amino acids. Gene Ontology annotation, biological process: glucan catabolic process. Gene Ontology annotation, molecular function: beta-glucosidase activity.